GUGGUCACCUCGGGCUUCCUAGCCCAGCGCGGCUGGACAGGAUGCUCGCGCGAUGCCAUGUCAGCGCGAUUACAGGCCGAGGGCGUGGACCGGCUGCGGCUUAUCGGGUUGCCCAAGCGCCACCCCGCCGACCCAGGGAAGAUCUUCUACGCGCAGGUUUCCAUUUACGGUGCCAGAGACGCGGGUCGGGACUGGCAUCAGCACCUGAAGGACUAUCUCGAGACGAAGGCCAUCUUAGAGCCCAAAUUGGAGCACGGGGUCUACAGACGGCACCCUGAAGGCGAGCUCAAGAUGGGCGCCCGCAGCCGCGUGGGCGACCUGCUCGUCGCCGGGCAGAUACCGAGAGCACAGUAUUCCGUUACACAGGCCAAGGCCAUCAAGGCAGCCGAGCAGAUCCGGCCAGCCCGAGACCGAAGGAAUAACCAAGACGAGUCGGCGAUUGCAGAGGAGUUGAGCACUUUUAGGAACAGAAGUGGUUUGCUCCAGAAGUUCGCCCACCAGUCCAGGCUGGACACCGCCUCCGAGCAGAACAGUCUGGCCCAGCGCGCGUCAGAUCUGAAGGUGAAGGACCUAAUCGACGCCAACAUGCUCGCGCAGCACGUGAAGGAGAACAUGGAGUGCGGACUGGCGGCCAGGAAGGGCGUAGUGGAUGUCAAGACGGCCGCGGUUCUGGCCCGCGGGGGCUCGCCCUUCGCCAACGCUCCCGGCGAGAAGGGCCAGGCUGGCGCAGUCUGGUGCUUGACCAAGGCGCUCCGAGACGUGGUGCGCGGCCAGUUCGACAAGCAGGUGCCCUUGGUGUGGGCAAGCUUUCGCGUGGAGAGAACGGCGCGAUUUAACCUGGUGGCCGAGGCCUACAGCAUCAGUGAAGCGAUAGGGCGCGGCCAGUUCCUGCGUCAAUUUCUUCGAGGGCUGCGUUCGCUUCCGGACACGAGGCCGAAGGAUAUCGAGAGCUCCUCCACCUCGAAGCACAUCUUCGCCGUGACCGGUAGUGACAACUUCAAGGUAACAGUGAACAAGCGCGCCGCGGACGCCGACCAGGUCUACGACCAGGAGUGGAUCGAGCACGACCAGGACUUCGAGCGCGACCAGACCUUCGAAGCUUUCAACCACGACUGGAACGACCUCGGCAAGGGUUGGCUUCCGCAGGGCGAUGGUUGCGUCAAGUAUCAUUUCAGCAGCUGCGAGACCGUGUUGAGCAACAAGUGGAGUAUGGCCAUGGUGUACCUCACGUGGCCGAUGAGGGCACUCAGAAUAUCAGUGGACAGCGCGCGCGAAGCAGGCCUGAUCCCAUUUAGGGCUUGCGAGCUUCAAGCUGUUCAAGAUCAUGCGCCACCAGGGCCGCAGCCUGAUGGGCAAGCACCGGCCCCGAACAUCGGGAAGCAUGAGACCAUCCUUGACGAGGCGAUCACCGGAGACAUCGCGAAUAAUCCAGAGGCCGCGGAAGCCAAGGUGCACUGCCAAGAGCCUGGGCUCUGCUGCAGGUUGAAGAAAGCCGAGGGGAUCAAGACUGUUCCGGAGGACUACGACUUCCAGACCAUCCGCGAGAAACGGGCCAGCGAAGGACUCUACAGUAUCCCGGCCAAAGCCAAAGUUCCGGAGAAGACAUUCAG
Molecule: messenger RNA, 1610 nt
Organism: Prorocentrum cordatum
Lineage: Eukaryota; Dinophyceae; Prorocentrales; Prorocentraceae
Source: the annotation of a GenBank genome assembly